AUGGAAGCGCAGAAGGAGAAAGAAGCUCGGGUUGCUGCCUGGUUGAAAAGCAUAUUUGGAGAUCAUCCCAUUCCACAAUAUGAAGUGAAUCCACGGACCACAGAGAUUUUGUAUCAUCUUUCAGAACGUAACAAGGCCCGGGACAGAGAUGUCUCCCUAGUCAUAGAGGACUUGAAACAGAAAGCAAGUGAAUAUGAAUCAGAAGCUAAGCGUCUUCAUGACCUUCUCAUGGAUAGUGUGAAUUUUUCCCCCACCAGCCUCUCUAGUGCUGGUUCCAGGUAUCUGAAUGCUUUGGUUGAUAUCGCAGUAGUGCUUGAAACAAAGGAUACCUCACUAACUAGUUUUAUCCCUGCAGUGAAUGAUUUGACCUCUGAUCUUUCUCGCACCAAGUACAAAAAUGAAGAAAUAGAGCUUGAAUUGACAAAACUUGGAAAAAACCUAACUGCAACUUUAGUAUUAGAAAAACGUCUACAAGAGGACCUCAAGAAGGCAGAGCACCAUCUCUCUAUAGAAAAGGCCAAAGUUGACAGUCGUCUUCAAAACAUGGAUUUCCUAAAAGCAAAAUCAGAGGAGUUCAGACUUGGAAUCAAAGCUUCAGAGGAGCAACUUUCAGCCAGAGGCAUGGAUGUGUCUCUGUCUCAUCAGUCACUAGUAGCACUGUCAGAGAAACUGGAAGAACUAAAACGGCAGACUAAACCUUUGAAGAAAAAAUUGGAAUCUUAUUUAGAUUUGAUGCCGAAUCCAUCUCUUGCUCAAGUGAAAAUUGAAGAAGCAAAGAGAGAAUUGGAUAUCAUUGAAGCUGAACUUACACAGAAAGUGGAGAUGAUGGAGCUGUGA
This is a messenger RNA of Orycteropus afer afer, 837 nucleotides long. RefSeq names its product HAUS augmin like complex subunit 1 (gene HAUS1). Gene Ontology annotation, biological process: centrosome cycle; spindle assembly. The transcript is spliced from 9 exons. Lineage: Eukaryota; Metazoa; Chordata; Mammalia; Tubulidentata; Orycteropodidae. The coding region runs from base 1 to 837 and encodes 278 amino acids. The record is from RefSeq and is a predicted model, not a curated record. Gene Ontology annotation, cellular component: HAUS complex; cytosol.